Molecule: messenger RNA, 2221 nt
Organism: Cornus florida
Lineage: Eukaryota; Viridiplantae; Streptophyta; Magnoliopsida; Cornales; Cornaceae
Product: protein DGS1, mitochondrial
Exons: 14
Coding region: 72-1865 (597 amino acids)
Cellular component (GO): mitochondrial outer membrane
Source: RefSeq, a predicted model, not a curated record
UCCAUUGAAUUGCUGAACAAGUUUAAAAGUUCGAAAGCUGCGAGCGAUUGGAAGACCAACCACAUUCACUGAUGGCGGCUCCCUCUGGAAGCGAAGCCAAGGACGUGAAAACCCUAAUCUCACUCUACUCUAACUAUCUCUGGAACCGAGUAUUCAGUUUCUUGCCCUCUCCAGACUUGAAUUUUCUCGGGAGAAUUUCAAAUCUCUACCGCCAAACAGCUCGCGCCAAAUCUAGGAGACGCAGGACUUCUCUCCCUCUGCCGUUGCCUUCCACUUCACGCGACUCUUUCGGGGUUUCAUCAGAGGCAUCUAAAGUUUUUGAUGUGUUGGAGGAUAUUUUGGACCACGUCUUUUUUAAUUUGCAUAACAUCCAAAAGAACUUACAAUUUUGGCAAUCUAGAGCAGAGGCAUCAAAUGCUCGUAAAGUAUACUUCAUGAUUUGUGAGAGGGGGCCAUUGGCCUUUUUUGGUGGAACAAUUCAGUUGAUACGUGAAUAUGUUGCUGAGGGUUCUAGCAUGGAUGCCAUGGAACAUCUAUGUCAUUCCGCAUCUGCCCAUAUAUCUGAGAGGAUAGCCAUCUUAACAAGCUUAAGAUACUCUCUGGCUACAUUUUUGGCCCAGGUUUACAUGGAGGUUGACAGAUUUGGGGAAGAAUUAGUCAAGAACCCAGAGAAGUCUUUGCCCUCAUUGUUGAUCACUAUCAAUGGUUUGUUUUCAAAAUUGCAGUCGUCAAUUGGUCAUUUGCAUGCAACGCGGCAGAUUGAUUCUUCUGUUGAUGGGAGCUACUCGUUCCCUCUAAUGUUUGAGAAUUUACCGGAAGUAAACCAAGAAGGCUCUCAGUGGACAGAUUGUGAGAUUAGAGAUGUUAUCAACUUGAUAUAUCAAAAUCUACAAAAACUGGAUUCUUACUUAUGUAGCCUAGUCGCCAAACACCACAAGCCAAGGAAAGUAACUCUAUACUGGAUGCACUAUACAUGCGGGGCUGUUGGCAUCUCCAUUUGUUCAUUAUGGCUACUUCGUCAUAGUAGAGUGAUGGGAAGUUCUGACAUUGACAAUUGGAUUCAUGAGGCAAGGGAUUCGACAGUUAGCUUCUGGAAGGAUCAUGUAGAGCAACCGAUUCUAUCUAUAAGAGAUGAACUUUUUGAGACAUUCAGGAAGAGGCACAAAGGUGUAAUGGAGCUCGAAGAGGUCAAUUUAACUGCUAACUCUCUACACAGAAUGUUGUUGGCUUUCAGUGAGCAGACGAAAGGUCAAAAAUUUCAUGAGAACGCAUCGGACCAGGAAAUGCUUGAAAUAGUUAUGGCCAGGUAUGAGAAGGAACUUAUGCAUCCAAUCCAGAGUCUCGUUGGUGGGGAGCUUGCUCGCGCUUUACUCAUUCAGAUUCAGAAGCUAAAACUGGAUAUUGAGACCGCAAUGCUCGAACUGGAUCAGAUUCUAAGGGCCAAUGAGAUCAACUUCGCUAUUCUAGCUGCUUUACCAGCAUUUUUUCUCUCCCUUAUUUUGAUUAUGUUAGUGCGUGCUUGGCUUAAACAGGAUACUAGAGCAGAGGGCAGGGGAAGGAUCGCUCGUAUCCAAAGAAGGCUACUAAUUGUGGAAGUUGAGAGAAGGAUUAUGCAGUUCCAAACUUGCCUGGAUCAAGGAUUGGAAAACGAUGCUCAAUCCAUGUACGGAUUGCUUUUAUAUAGUCUGGAUCACCUCUACCGUUCUGUGGAGAGGCAUGCCAAGGCAACUGGAGAAUGGCCGUGGUUGAGAGAAGAUAUUAGGGAUUUGGGGAAGCCAGGCCUUCAAAUUACGUAUAAGCUCACUAUUACAUCACGCAUGGAACGGGUAUACGACUGCUUGCUUCCGUCAACCAAACGCCAAUAGCUCUUCUAUCCGUUCACUCCCUCUUGCUUGAAUGCAUGAAUGGUAUAAAUUUUGGAAAUGUCAUCAAAUCUUUUACCAUUUUAAGGUGUAGGCAAGAGCAAUAAUCCCUUUUGUUACAAUAUACUCAUAGAACUUUUUUUUUUUUUUUUUUUUGUUAAAUUUUUUUUUGAAAGUCAGCUUAAUACGUAUUUGACUUGAUAUAUUUGUUGAGGUAGUCUUGCUGCUUUUCCCUAUAUUUAUUUUAUUUUAACUGUUGAUAUAUUCCAACAGUUAAAACUCUUUUUGCAUCACUAAUGAGAAGGUAAAGCAAUUCACCCUCAUGUAAUAAUAUGAUUUAUGCUAACCCAAUUGGUUGA